AUAAAGAGAGAGAGAGAGAGAGAGAGAGGGAGAGACAGAGACUUUGUGUGUUGCGGGCGCGUAUAAUAUUCUAUGUAUAUUAAGGCCAUACAUUCUCCCGACCAAAGAGUUGGACGCAUCCGCGUUCUUCAAGCUAUUAAACCCCAACUCCUAGCAUUCCUUGCUCUUUCGGCGUAUCUGCUGGGAAUUGUAGUUCAAAGAGCUCUGAGGCGUUGCCCCGGGUUUCCCAUGGUCGCCCUCGUGCUAAUCCUUCCUCUUCCUUGUCUGUCUUUCUAAACCGCGGCGUCUGAACAAGGGGAGGGGAAAAUCUCGCGCUUGCGUGAUGACGUUGACGUCGCGGCCGGGUUCGGUGUCACGGGUUCUGCGUGUGGGAGGCGGAGCUCUGGAGGGGAAAAAACUGAGGGGCAGUGAGAGAGAGGAAGGUCUGGCUGGAUAAGGUGACGGCGGCGGGGUGGGGGGGUACCGGUGGUAUCCUUCCCCCUGCCCCUCGCCCGCGGGAGCGCCUGGGUCCUUCAGCCGCCUCUCCUCUCUGCCUCCGUCCCUCGCAGGCUGCAGCUUUCGUUCUCCGGUGGGACGAGGGGGCCGCUGGGCCUGCUACCGUCUCCCCCGUUCACGCCAUCCUCCAGUCUCAUCCGGCAGAGCCAGGAGCAUCUCGGGUCUCCGGUGAAAAUCGAGAACCUGGACCCCCUUCGGCGGCUUGGGCCCGGAGCCUUCAGUCCGGGGGGGGAAUUCUCCUCCCCUUCCCCCUCACCCGCGCGCCUUAAUUCUGCCCCGCAGGCAAUAAAAGAAUUCUAAUGGGAGCACUGUUCUGAAAUUCGGUUUUGUUGGAUGCCAUUAUGGAUGAACAGCAAGCUUUGAAUUCAAUCAUGCAGGAUUUGGCAGUUCUUCAUAAGGCAAGUCGUCCUGCUUUGUCGCUUCAAGAAAUGGGAAAGGGAAAGUUAACUUCACCCAAAAAACAGAAUGAUGUACGAGUCAAAUUUGAACACCGAGGAGAAAAAAGAAUCCUACAGUUUUCUAGACCUAUCAAGCUAGAAGAUCUUGCAUCAAAAGCUAAAGUUGCCUUUGGACAGUCCAUGAAUUUGUAUUACAGCAAUAACGAGCUGGUAAUUCCAUUAGCUGUCCAGGAUGAUCUGGACAAAGCUGUGGAGCUCCUUGAUCGCAGUGUUCACAUGAAGAGCCUCAAGAUUCUGCUUGUUGUUCAUGGAAACACACAGAAUAACAUGGAUCCCUUGUCAUCAUUGGAAGAUUUGGAUAAUACAGUUUUCAGAGUAACAGAAAAGAAAAACAGGAAUUCUGUAAUAGGCUAUACUCGUGACAGCAGCUCUCCUCCUCCAGGAUACAUUCCAGAUGAUCAUGUGGCACGGAAUGGAUCAUUCACUAGUAUCAAUAGUGAGGGCGAAUUCAUUCCAGAAAGAGACUUAAUGUUGGAUCCAUUAUCACUGAGUAGCCCUGAAAAUUCUGGCUCAGGAAGUUGUCCGUCACUUGAUAGCCCUUUAGAUGGGGAUAACUACCCUAAGUCCCGGAUGCCAAGAGCUCAGAGCUAUCCUGAUAACCAUCAAGAAUUCUCUGAUUAUGACCUCCCAAUAUUUGAAAAGUUUGUCAAAGGUGGAACUUAUCCUCGGUAUCAUAUUUCAUAUCAACAUCAAGAAUACAAUGAUGGUCGUAAAACUUUUCCAAGAGUUAGAAGGACCCAAGGAAACUGCUUACGCACUCCAGUAAGUUUCAGCCCAACUGAUUAUUCAUUGAGCACAAGCAGUGGGAGCAGCAUUUUCACUCCAGAAUAUGAAGAUGGACGAAUGCGGAGAAGAGGAAGUGACAUAGAAAAUCCUACCUUGACAGUAAUGGACAUCAGCCCUCCCAGCCGCUCCCCACGUGCUCCAACUAAUUGGGUACUUGGUAAACCACUUGGCCAAGGUGCAUUUGGUAGAGUUUAUCUAUGCUAUGAUGCAGACACAGGACGAGAACUAGCUGUUAAACAAGUUGAGUUUGAUUCUGACAGUCCAGAGACGAGUAAGGAAGUAAAUGCCCUUGAAUGUGAGAUUCAGCUUCUGAAAAAUCUGCUACAUGAAAGAAUUGUUCAGUAUUAUGGCUGCUUAAGGGACCAUCCGGAAGGAACACUUUCUAUAUUCAUGGAAUAUAUGCCAGGGGGCUCAAUUAAAGAUCAGCUGAAGGCAUAUGGUGCUCUCACAGAGAAUGUGACUCGGAAGUAUACCCGCCAGAUCCUGGAAGGAGUUCACUAUUUGCACAGUAACAUGAUUGUACAUAGAGAUAUUAAAGGAGCAAAUAUUCUUCGUGACUCUGCAGGCAAUGUUAAGUUGGGUGAUUUUGGUGCCAGCAAACGGCUUCAAACAAUUUGCCUUUCUGGUACAGGAAUGAAGUCUGCUACAGGGACUCCAUACUGGAUGAGUCCAGAAGUGAUUAGUGGGGAAGGAUAUGGAAGAAAAGCAGAUAUUUGGAGUGUAGGUUGUACAGUUGUUGAAAUGCUCACUGAGAAGCCACCCUGGGCAGAAUUUGAAGCAAUGGCUGCCAUUUUUAAAAUUGCCACACAGCCUACCAAUCCCCAGCUGCCACCUCACGUCUCAGACCACGGUCGGGAUUUUCUAAAGCGGAUAUUUAUUGAGGCUAAGUUGCGACCAUCUGCAGAUGAACUGCUGAGACAUACAUUUGCACAUUAUCACUGAUGGCCUGCCUCAAUCCCUCUCACCUACUGCAUUUUUUACUGCACUUUUUUUUAUACAGAGUUGAAAAAAGACAAGGGAGAAGUUAUUUCUCUUGAUUCUUUCUUUCAUAUAAAAUUGUUAAGAUCUCUCUGCAUAUUUAGAAUGCAGAUUUUUCCCAUUUAGAAUCUCCUUUGUUUAAGUAAUGUACUGAUGUGGUUUGCAUAAAGCACUUUAGUACAUAUUCAUUCCUUAUUUAAGGGGGUAAAGAAUUUAUUUGGACCAUCAGGAAUCAUGUAUAAGGUUUCCCCCAUCUCUAUUCCCUGGCAAGCACUGCUAAUUAAUUCCCAAGGCUGGGAAGGUAUACAUGUCACUAGCAGAUUCAGAAAAACAGUAUAUAUCUAGUGGUUGCAGUGUAUAAAUAAAUAACAAAGAAUUCUCAAUUAUAUUUGAGCUUUGAAAUAAGUUUCAUCUGUGAUUCUGGAAAUUUAUUUAGAAGCUAGAAUCUCAGGUUGCUGAGCAAGGUACAUUUUGGAAAAUAAACCAUCAUAUUAGCACAAAAAUGUAAACCAAAUAAGUGUUUUCUGCUUUGAAGAUAAGAAUCCUGUUGUUUAAUAGUGCUAGUGCAUUAAUGUUGUAUAUCCAGAAUCAGAGAUAAACAGAUUGCUGUAGUAUCAGACUUUUCUAAAGUUAAAAACAUGUCCACAUAUCAUGCAACAGACUGAUUUCCAGGGUUAGAAACAGUUGAUCUGUUAGGAAUCUCUAAUGGGUAGAAUGAAGUUUAUUUCAUGCAACAUAAUUCUGUUCAUAUUCAUUAUGAAUACAUUUCAUAUUGUUUCUCCUGUCCCAAUUACUCUUCUGGUUCCCUAAAAUAUUUUAUAAGGUCCAGGUUUUUUCUCUACUCUUGAGUUUUAUCAUAAAGUACUUAAGGUAGAAAGGACAACGGUGUCAAAAUAUAGUUUCUCCUGUUGCUGAACUGAAUUCUGUGUCUGAGAUACAUAUUUUAUUUAUCAAAUGUCAUUUGCAUAAUCUGAUUAACUUGCAUUGUGUUGACUGUAUAGAAUUAGCUUUGUGGGUUGCAAAUGCUUUAUUAAUUUGCAUUGAAAAAGCAAGUUUGGUGGAAUGAGAUCUGGAAGCUCCCAUGUGUAUCUAUACCAUAUAAUUCAGUUCCAACUGAAGAUGAAGGAAUAUGUAAUACAGAAAGAAAAAAAAGUAUUUUUUCUGUCCCAAUUGGUUUUCUUAUUUAUUUAUUUAGAUGUUUUACUUUGAUUUAAAUAAUAAUAAAGGAAUAAUCAGACUUGGGAUUAUUAUCCCAAUUGUUUCAACCUACAUUGGACAUCUUAAUACAAUAGAAUGCAAUAUCAUGAGAAACUCUAGAAUGUGUGCUUGCUGAUUGUCCUUUUAGGAUAUGUAUAUCACCAAACAGUAAAAGUAACUGGACAAUGGGAAAGAUGCUUCCAUUUUCCAGAAGUGGUGUUGCUAAACAUUACUAUUAGUUGUUUCCUAGGCUUUCUGAAAAAUGUCUAAAGGAAGUCAAAUUAUAUGAAGAUAAUAGAUACCAUAAUGAUGCUAUUAAACCUGACCAAUAUUUACAUAUAAAACAUAAGUUACAUAAGUAUGAAUCAUAAAUCACCUAUACAACAACAUAAAGCUGUAUACGUGAUUUAUGAUUCAUACUUACGUAAUGCUCCUGGCACCUUAAUCAUGACUUGGUAACCUGAGUUUACAGUCUUUAUUUACUGUUAAGUUCAGAUAGAUAAAGUCUGUACUUCUGGAAAGCAUCUCGUAGAUAUACUGGAUAGAAGUAGGCAGCCCUGAUCCAUAGACAUUCCCCAACUAAAAUGUAAUUUCAACAGCAGAUCACCAAUAAAUAGAAAUGUAUUUUUUCCAUUUUUUUAAUAGAACUAGGGAAAUCUUUUAAACUUAAUAUCCCAAAACCAACAACCACCAAAGAAUUGUACAACUGAUAAUCCUAGUGUUAUACAUUUUGGUGUUGUUCCUGCCCUGUUGAUUGCAGCACUAAGCUGCAGCCAUUAAAUAUGGCUUUUGUUGGAAGUUGACCAUACGUUGUUAACAGCAGAUGGAACAUUGCUUAUGCAUUAGUCUAUAGUUGUGACAGAAUUUAAAUUGGAAAAGCAAAUGUGGAUUGAACAAAAUUGACAGCUAACCCACUAAAAGAACAAUACAACCCAUUAAUUGAUUUGUUUUCUAAGGGUCUUGUUUCUGUAAGGGUUAUUUUUCUAUAGGUGUGCUUAAAAUUUACAGUAACAUGUAAAAAGGAAUCAUCAUUGUCAUGACUCCUUUCCUGGAACCCUUCAGUCUGUUAUGGUUCUGUACAGAGCUGUGGUAUCCUACAUGUGAAUAUAGGCUGUCUUUUCCUGGUGCCUGUAAGGAAGCUCUGUAAGAUUCUGAAUUUGCUAAACUUCCAUCAAGCUAUAGCUAUGCAAAUUAUGUAAAACAUAAAAAUGUGCAUCACUUGGUCCCAAGUAGACUAAAAGGAGACACCACAAGAAAAGUCCUCCUCCCACCUUUACCAAGUUGUAUAUUUAACAGGGCUUUGAAAUGUUCAAAAUCUAGCAUUCAGACAAUCAUUGCAGCCUCUGAGUGACCUCUGAACAGCGCUGUUGCACCAAUUCAAAAUUGUUGAAUGAAAAUAUUUGCUCAUGUAGACAAUUUUGAAGACCAGGUUUAAUGAACCUUCCACUUAUUUUAGAAGGUAGUGUCUAAAGCAACAAUUCUACAUGCAUUAAGGAAUGAGUUACAUUGAAUGCAGUGAUACUUUUUUUUUUCUUAGCAAAUAUACAUAGGAUUAAGCUGUUGGAUUUUUUUUCUCCAAAUCUGAGAUAGAGCCUUAAAUUAUUUUUUUGCAGGGAGAUAGGAAUCAAACUCCAGAAAUUUCUAGCUUAAAUGGCAAUACUAAUCAGCUGUACUUUAAAACAAAAAUUUACAAAGUCCUGUUUCAGCUGUAAAACAUGAACUUGAUACUGUUGGAAUAAAAUCACUGGCUGCCUCUCCUUGCUCUUUCACUAUGUAAAUAACAGCCUGUUUAUGGUGCUUUUCUGCUAUAAUUUGAUCUCACUUGGAUCGGCUUUAUCCCACCAUGCCUUUUUGGAGUUUAGGAGCUUGAGAAGCUUAGGACAGUGAAUUGUUAUACUAGGGGCAGUGAUGGUGAUGGGCUCAGCAUGCCAAAAAUUCAGAAAAUGCCAACAUUGAUUUUGCUGGCAUUUCACACUUUCCCCCCUCCCCUAGUCAAAGGGGCCUCUCUUGACUCUCCUCACCCUAUGGAAGACACAUGAGAGAGUCCUGCUCUUGGGAGGGCCUCUGCAGUCUUAGAAAAGAAUCACAUGAGCCUUGUCAAGCAUUCUUGUGUGAUUUUCUGAGGCUCCAGAGGCCCUCCAAGAGCAGGGCCCUUUUACACAACUCCUAGAGGGUCUGGAGGCCUGGUAUAUCACCAAAAAUGACAUGGCAUGUCAUAGGUGAGCUACCGCUGUACUAAGGUCUUUUAGGAGUUUGGAACCAUGCUAACCUGAUCAGUAGCAGGUCUCAUGUCCAUGUGAUGUAUGAUACUGUGAUAACAUCUGGGACAGGAAAAAUAUAAUUAUGUAGACAGUGUUGAUUUUCCUCUUGUCCCUGAUUUGGGGUGUGAAAUAAUGUUUUUAUACAAAAUAGUAAAUGCUGACAUCAAUUGAACUUUGGGGAAGGCUUGUUUCUUUUGACAAGUUAUUAAACAAAUGCAUAAGAAUAGCUCAUUAAUUUGUGAAUCCCCAAAAGAGAGAAGGAAUGUGAAAUUUGCAAACCUCUGAAGUUCUAAAAAAGUAAUAAAGUCCUUAAAAUGGUUGUAAUUCUAUGGAGUAGACAAGUAUGAGAGCACUCAGUAUUAUGUGAAGGAGUAAAAAAAACCCUAUUAUUUGGCUUAAAUUCAUGCAGAACAAGAAAUGUAAGAGUGAAACAAUACAUUUUGCUAAUAAAUUAGAAAAAAACCAGAAAUUUAGGGAAUUAGAAUUUAAUAUAUUCUGAACAGGAGUAAUUUUGUGAUCAAGUUUUUUGAAUAUGGAUGACUGUAGGAGUUGCUUUAGGUAAAAAUUUGGUGAUAGAGUAGCCCUUUGCCUUUCUAAAGUUAUGUGCAAUUUAAAAUAUAUUCCUUAUCAAAAUACUUGAGGGAUUUUGGUUAUAAGAUUUAUUUUGCUGGGUAUAUUUUUACAUAUAAUUUCUAUACAGAACAAUUUACAGUGACCCCAAACCUAUAUUUUAAAUGUGUUUAUAUUUGAAGUAGCAUGGGAUAUUUCUGUCCAUGCUAUUUUUAUUCUAGGGAGCAAAAGAUACACUAGGGACCCAGAAAAUGCAGAUCACAUUUCCAUUUUAUUUUGUGCUUUGUUUAAACAUUUGCAUAACUUUAGUCUGGGUACUUCUAUUACCAAAAGGUAAUUAUGUGAUGUUCAAAGAUAAUGUCUAGUGCAGGUUAAGAAUUAAAAAAAACUUGUAAUGUCCAAAGAAGUAUCUUGAAAAUAGGAAGAGUCCAAAAUUGUAGAUAACACGCCCAGAUUGCAGGGCACAUCCCUAGUGUAGCUGAGAGAGAAAAAGAGAGAGAGAGACAGACAGCAGAGUAAGGCUGAUAGCUGUUUGUGCCUUCUUUCAAUAUUGUGUCUUGACAAUGACAAUAUAAAAGUGCUUUUAAAAAAAGAUGGAUAAAGUAAAUUCCCAAACACUUCUAAUAUCAGCUAUAAUAGAGGGAGGUAGCUCAAUUGCUAAUGGUUUACCUCUAAGCAACAAGUUGAAUGGGUCAGUCUCUAGCAAUUUGGCAUGUAAUUAUUGAAGUAUAAGUCCAUGUUUGGUAUGAAUUUGUAAUUAAAGUUUACAAAACAAAACAAAAACCAUAGUGAUUGACAGAAAGCUUGCUGUUACAAUUCAGGCCAAAUUUUGAUCAUUUUCAUUACAUUUUCCUUGGACUUCAUCAAAUGAGGCUGGAAACAGCUUAUGUGAUUAUAGGCAAAAGUCUAACUAGAGACUUUUAAUAAGUAUAUCAAUUUAGCUAGAAAGAAAACACUAAUAUAAAAAUACUUAUGUUUCUGAAUAUCUAAGGUGAUAUUUAGAAUCCUUCAAAGCUUGCCAGUACAAAUUGUGUCUUUUGACAGUGAUUUGUAGCCUAUUAUUUUUUAGUCUUAGAAUUAGCCAUAUACAAGACCAUCAAACAAAAGCUUGUAAAUGACUGCUUUCUCAUGAAGACUAACAAUAUUUCAAAGUCUAUAUAUUCUUUAUAUUAAAUAAUUAUGAGAAAAUGGUAUGGGAAUAUGUCACAUUCAAAUAAUUAUGAGAAAAUGAAACUGGAAACACUAAAGGGAAAAUUGAUAUCCCUCAGAGCUGAGUAGACAUAAGCUAUAUAUAGCACAUAACCAUGUCUUUGUCUUAAAAAUGAAGACAAAUGUGGCUUUUCUGCUACAUAAAAAUAAUUCAGUAUAUUAUUUUUCAGCCCUUUUGUGCAAGAUUUAAUCUGUAUCCAACUGCAUUAGAAAUCAUUGCCAAAACUGCAUUAUGGUUCAAACCCAGCUAUGAAGCAUAACUAAGAUUCAGAAAGAAAAAAAUGCAGGGUCAUACUUAGAUGCUAUGCUUCUGGGUACAAUCCUGAAUGAUUGUGCCAAUCAUAAAUCCAAAUAUUCAUUUAUUUCUUUCCAUGUAUGACAUGGGGCACCCAUCAGAGGAGAUCUUGCAGCAGUAGCACCCGAGCAGCCACAGAUACUCAUAGCACGCAACAGGCAUUUUUCUAAACCACAAAUUAAAUUAAACAUUGUAAUGUGGUGAAUUUAUUUGUAUUUUAUAUCUUGAAGCCUGAUAUUUUAGAAAGCCUAAUUCUAAAAAAAAGAUCAUGAUAGUCUCCCUGGAGAAAUCUUAAUUUUUAGCAUAAGCGUUACUCUUUAAUUUUUAAGAAGUAUAUGGGUUACACACAGUGGAUUAAAAUGUUCUUGUUGUACUAACAAAGCAUUCAAAGACAUCUGAGUGCCUUUAUCUUUAUGCCUUAAAGUUUAUUUUCUUAGCAUAUUGAUUACAGAAAAAGUUCAAAUUACAUAAGAACACUUACUAAGUAGCAUAAUUGUUUCCCUUUUUUAAAAUUAACUAGGGAGUAUUUAUAACAAUUUUUUAGAUAACCAUAUAUGGACUUUCAAGCCUUGCUUUUAAAAAUACUGAUAGCAUUUUAAACCUUUAUCCAAGUAUGUCAUUAGUUUUAAACUAAGCUGUUAAAAAUAUUCCAAGUUCACUAAUUUCAAAUGGAGAUGUUAAUAGCACUUAAACUUAGAUAUGAUUAUAUUCUUUAUUCUUAACCUAGAACUGGUAAAUUCUGCAACAUGAAAGUUCUAUGUACGUGCAAAUUAUUUAAUUCUAGAAUAAUCAGCAGCUCAAGUGAACUGAAAAUGAUUUUAGUGGUACUUUCUUUUAAGAAAGUAUUUGCUUAAAGCAAGUGACAGUAUUGGUUCUGAAUAGGAAAAUCAGAUGUGAUUUCAAAUAAGGUAUUUGUAUUCUAUUAAUGCCAUGUAGCUUUAACAAGGACAAAUCUUGUUCCUGCCAUUGUCCAGAUUUAAUGUAGAAUUCAGUAAUACUUUCAACCAAGUUUGCAGCAGUGUCUGACAUUUAAGGAAAUUGGUCAAAAAAUUCUAAUAUAUUUAUUGAAUUUUUUUAAAAAAAAAUAUUUGAAAUAUAUUGCAUCUAUAGAGAAUUACAGACUUUUAUGUUGAAUGUAUAUCUCUAAGGUGAGGGUUUUUUUAAAGCAAAAGUAUUACUAUCAACAUACCAGUACAGUUUUGUUUGUGUACUUAUUAUGUAUAUGUUAGCAAAUUACUGAAAACCAAAGCUUUUAUACUCCUUAGGUACAGCCAAAAGCACUAUUUGUUUAGUUUAGUGGCUGUUAGCAACUUUCCUGUGAUUUCUAAGUUGUGCUGGAUAUAUUUAUUACUAUGGCUGUCCCAGAGACACAUGCAAUCCAAGUGGCUCCUUAAGCAGUAAUAUUUUUGAAGGUGCUAGUGAAGUAGCACAUAAUCCUACAAUUAUACACACCAUGCUUUGGGGUAUUUAAAUGUGUUCUGGGAUCAUAAAAUGCAGUCUUUUUGGAAUCCAAGCCUUAACAAUCCCCGGUACUACUGGUUAUACUAUUUUGGGAGCUUGAGCUAACUCUAGUUCAGUGUUUCCCAAACUUGACAAUUUUAAGGCAUGUGGACUUCAACUCCCAGAAUUCCACAGCCAGCAAUGCUGGCUGUGGAAUUCUGGGAGUUGAAGUCCUCAUGCCUUACAAUUGUCAAGUUUGGGAAACACUGCUCUAGUUCAAUGUUAAAUACACAGAUUCCAAUUGAAACAGGAGAGAGAGAUGAUCUGGUACAGAAUGUAAAGUAAAUCUAUCCCUUAAGGGAAAUUGAAGGUACUUAUCCAAAAUCUAGCUUUAUGAGGAAAGUAGAAAAAUUAGCUCAGAAUGAAAAAUGCUGCAAUUAUAAUAUAAACUAAAAAUUCAUCUGAAGCCUUUAAAAAAAAAGAAAUAUUUUUAAUGAAUUUAAACAUUGGCUUAAAUAUAUUGUAUUUGUCAUUAGCCUUUGAAUUGUGGUGUUAGAUUCUAUAAUGGAUAUAUUGAGUAUAUCCUAAAAAUACCCACUGUUAGAUUGUACUUGCUAUCAGAAUAAUCAUUGGUUUCAUCAUCUCUAGGGCAAAUUAUUCUCAUAGCAUCCAUUGUACUAAUCAGACCUUUGGACAUAUUCUGUAGCAGCUAGUGAAGACCAUUGGCAUUUGGAGGGUUUUGCUAUGAGGGAGAGGUAUACUUGAAUGGUGCAAUAUUCACACAGCUGUGAUCAUGCUGAUUCCCCUUUGAUCAUGUGAAAAUAGUCAUACAGCUGCAGAAAAAUGUGCACCUGGCAAAUGAUCCUGUAUACGAGCACAGCAAUUCUAUUUUAAUGAUUAUAAUUACAAAAUGAAAUGGAAAUGUUGCAGACUAUAUCAACCAUGAAACUGAGCAUUUGGCUUAUGCGGAAGGAAUUUUGAAUGCAAGAUAUGUGUCUAAGCAAGUGUGUUAAUUAUAAUAAUGAUUUUCCAAAUCUCCCAGUCUUAAAUUGGAAAACAAAUUCUCUUUAGUGAAAGAAAUCUAAUAAACAGCCCUUAUAAUACUCCUUUUAGCAUACGGUAUGCUGCAUUAGUAAGAAGAAAGAUUACUAACUGUGAGGAUAAUUAUCUAAACCUCAGCAUCUUAUAAGAGAGGCUGGAGCCAGGUUCUUUGUCAGGCUGUACAGUAAAGUCAGUUACUUAAUAGAUGGAUAGUAGUUGAAACCAAAUGGAAAUUUUUAAAAAAUCCCAUAUAGAACAGUAUUUUGUCACAGAUCAAGAGAACAUAUCUUGACCACUUGAUAGCAAUUUCACAAACUUUGUAGACAUGAGAAAGUAUGAUUUUACUUCAUUUCUGUGUGCAUAGCUUCUGACCUCGAUGUCACAUUUAAGGCAAAAAUCCAAUGUGGGUCAGAAGUUUGCUUUUAUUGUUAAUUUGGGUUUAACAAUGUGCAUAAUAUGUGAUUAUUGCUGUGGCAAAGAAUGUGAAAUGACUUUAAAUGUAUUUCUUUGAGAGGAACAAAAAAACUGAUUCACAGACAUGGGGAGAUUAUGCCUAGAUUCCUAAAUGGGGAAGGGGUUGGAUUAAAUGAUCUCCAAAGUCUCUUCCUCUUUUCUUUGAUUUGAUUUCUUUCUCCAAUAACAUUUUACCAUAUUCUACCUGACCUUGUUCUUGAGGAGUCCCUGUUUUGAAGGUCUGUUUUUGAGGGGACACAAGGGCUGCAGCAUAAGAAGAAAGUGGGAGUGUCUUCCUUUGUGAACCAGAUGUCUCUGAUUGACCUGACAAAUAAACCAGGCAUAAAAGGUCAAAUUGUAGGGAAUUUACAAUAAAUAGAGAAUAUUGGCCUAGUAUCAAAGUCCUUUUAAGAUUAUACAGGGUAAACAUUAAAGUUUUCAUUCAAGUACUUUACAUUUUUCAUUUAGAUUGUUUUUGGCCAUUAGUUUAUUUAUUUUGCUGAUUUUAAAUUUUGCUAUAUUUUUCCUAGAGAAUAUUUAUUCUAAAAGACAAUUUAUCUUUAAAAAUAAAUUAUGUAUUUUGUUUCUCAUUCUUCCCCUUUCCCUCCUGUGUGUGGGCAUCACACAUUAUAGCUAGAUUAAAGUGGGUUAAAGAUGGAUUGUAGUUUUCAUCUUAAGUAUUUCUAUACUAUCUUUCCCCCUUAGUAUAAAUAAUCAAAUAUUCCAUUCUGAAAAUAAGUUUACAACUUAAGGGGAAAAGGAGACUUAGUAUAAUGAGCCAAAGUAUUCCUUGUGCCAUAGCAAAUUAAAACAUUGCACAUACUCAGUCUCAUCAUUCCAAACAAUUUAGAGCCAUAGUCACUUUGGUGUUUUAGGACAAUGAACUUUUAAAGACAUGCAAGCAAGUGAGCAAACCUGAGAUUUCACAGCUACUGGAAUCUUAGCAGCAUUUUUAUUUUGAAAGUGCAAACUUUUCAUAUCUCAGAUAAGAAUGUACAUAGCAAACCUAUUACAUUCCUUUGGGAAUAGGUGGGGAAUUAUAUAAAUGCUCUCAAAUACAGGGUUUUUUUUCUCCUAUUUCUCCUCUUACUAAAUAAGUAAACACAGAAAAGCUAAUAAUUUCUCCAACGGUGUUUCAUUGUGACAUAUUCAAACUUAAACGAUUGACUUACAAGGGAGAGGUGGUUUAUAUUACUGGUGUUAACAGUCUGCUAUGGGGUACAGUUAGAAUUUACUUUCCUAAGAUGUUUAUUGAGUUUUUAUUCUGAGAAACCUCAGAAAUGAAGUGGUGUCAAUAAUGGGAAUAUUCAGAGUUAACUUGUUUAGAAUUAUUCAAUUUUAUUAACUUCACAUAUCAUCUAUCCCCAUGCAACCCCACACUUGUAUGCACAUGUGCACCCAACAGGUACAUAAUCAGAUUUUUUUUUCCAAAAAAUAAUUCUUUGUUUUGAAACAGGGUCUAAAAGCUUAAUUUUACAUUGCUUGCUUUUUGUAUGAUUGUUUUGCUAAUAUCACCAGUUUAAAACUUGAUACUUUUAACUGUAAAAAAGAAAUAGAUUGCCACAAUUAUGAUACGUUCAUACUAUCAUACCUCUAGCAAGUGUCACUAUAUAUGAGGAAGUCAGUGGCAGACUCAUUUUUCAAAAAGCUAUGAAUAAUAAUAUAUAAAUCUUAUCCUUUUGAUCUAAUGUACAUUUUUAUGCAGCUGUCAAAUUCUCUAUUUAAUCCCUUUAUUUCUUUAAAUGUUUUUACUCUGUUUGAAUGCUGGGCACAGUUUGUAAUGUAUGUACACAAUGGUAUUUUUUUCUAUCGAUGUUGACUUUUGCACAUUUUUUGAAAAUGUUUAAUUUGUACACUGAUUUAAUACUCUGACCAACUGUUAUGGAGUGUAUGCAGAAACGUAUGUGUGCAAUGUACUACUGUCUUGAAUGUAUGAGGAUUUUCUAAUUCAGUAUAAAUGUAUGUCAACUUCUGGCUUUAUCUUGGUUGAGGAACUCAGGACAUUAAUGUUGCUUACUAGUUCCCCAUUGUAGAUCUAAUCCAGCAACUUGGUUGCAUCUAAGCAGCUUUGUCUCUCUCUUUCACACAUGCAUGCACACUGACAUGCACACAAAUAAUUCCAUUUGUGAACAGGGAUUUCCCAGCUCACUUCAUACUAUUGAAUAUACCAGUCAAAUAUUGGCAAUAGUUUGCAACAUAAUUGGUUUAAAAUAGCAAUUAACUGAGUUUUCUCUUUCCUAUCUUUAAUGUAAGUCUUUUCACAUUCAGUUUUGAGUAUUUGACCAUUAUUUGAGUGGAAAAUUGGCCAAAUGCCAAAUUGUUUCACCUGUGUGUGACGAGAGUGCAUGCAAACUUUUCAGAAGUAUGAAGCAACUAAGGAAACACUGCUUACAUGAAACUUCAUGCACUCAUCAAAGCCUCUGUAAACUUUGGGUUGUGGCAAAGAAGUCUCACUUUCAAAAAAUAAGGUAUACAAAAAUACCUUCUAUGUACUGUGUUUUCUCUUUCCGACAGACUCCACAGAUUCAUUUCUACAUUUUUAAAUCUUUUUUUAAAGGUACUGCAUUUAGUUAGAUAAAUAUAUAAAAGCUUUGAAAGAUAAUUUACUAGAUAAAUAUAUUUUCAGCUGGCUGAUGUUCAGAAAAUAUUUUUUUAAUUUUUGUUUUUAACCAUUCAAAAUGUAUUUGUAUUUCCAGAAUUGGACAUGAAUUGUAUAUUAAAACACUCUGGCUGGACAAUGGUUUGGUUUGUCUUGUAAGGAUUGUCUCUGUCUCUCUUUCUGUCCCUCUGUGUGUCCCCCUUCCCCCCCCCUCUCAUUUUUUAAAAAAACCUGAAAAGUGUUUCCUUGAUACGAAGAAUAGUAAUACUGCUCUGCAAAGCUGAAAGCAAUCUUUGAAUUUAUAGCUGCUUGAAAAAAUUGAGACACAUAACCAGUCUUAGAAAAGUCAGAUGAUGUUUUUAUUGCCUAUUCCCUUUUGUUACAAUGAAUGUUAUGUCUCCUGGAUCUGGGAAAAUUAAAGCAUAUUGAGGGUACUAGCAGAAUGCCAAUGUUUAAGUUGACAACCUAGUUUUGAAAGGAUCUUUGUAUUAAUGAUUAAGAUGUACCAACUGUAAGGUUGUGAAAUAGAGCAUUGGGGAUAUCAAGAAUUGACAUAAAACUGGUAUUCUUUUUUUUUUAAAGAGUGUAGUAAUGGCCUGGUAUGGUGUGGUUUGUUCCAUUGUUCAUGCACAUUAGGACUUUGUUAUAGUGCUUGUACAAAAUGUAUAAUUUUUAAUUUUUUAAAAAAAUACGUAUUUAUCCAUUAUUUUCCUGCUGGUAAGUGGCAUUUUAUUUUGGGGUCUUUAUCAAAUAUAAAGUAAGCCAUGCUUUAUUAUCUUGUGUUUGACCAAAUUACUUUGUUUUAUGAAAUGUGUAUAUUGCUUGUACACAUCUUCAUUCAGAACGAUUGUGCAUGAGGACCUGCAAGAAUUAAUACAAGAAAGAUUUUUUUUCCUUCCAUGUUAUUUCAUUCUGGAAAGAUUAUGGUGCAAAGGUAUACUGGAUGUAACCUUAUGAGCUUAUGGAAUGACUAUAGAUAAUGGCACUUUUAAGUGUUAAUAAAACAAAUAUUUAUUUCCAA
This is a messenger RNA of Crotalus tigris (Tiger rattlesnake), 14803 nucleotides long. RefSeq names its product mitogen-activated protein kinase kinase kinase 2 (gene MAP3K2). Gene Ontology annotation, biological process: protein phosphorylation. The transcript has 17 exons. The record is from RefSeq and is a predicted model, not a curated record. Gene Ontology annotation, molecular function: protein binding; protein kinase activity; ATP binding. The coding region runs from base 837 to 2681 and encodes 614 amino acids. NCBI's taxonomy places the organism in Eukaryota, Metazoa, Chordata, Lepidosauria, Squamata, Viperidae.